Molecule: messenger RNA, 1695 nt
Organism: Lentinula edodes (shiitake mushroom)
Lineage: Eukaryota; Fungi; Basidiomycota; Agaricomycetes; Agaricales; Omphalotaceae
Exons: 17
Coding region: 1-1695 (564 amino acids)
Biological process (GO): transmembrane transport; carbohydrate transport
Cellular component (GO): membrane
Molecular function (GO): carbohydrate:proton symporter activity
Source: RefSeq, a predicted model, not a curated record
AUGGCACCGCCAGAAACACACCCACGACCCCCAGAAUGGACAAUCGUCGACUUUGUACAUCGAGGAUACUGGUGGAAGAAUCAUGGCAUAUUGUGGUUGAAUAUUUGCCUUAUUCUACCUCUGCUGACGUCCGCGGUCAAUGGUUUGGACUCCUCACUUGUUAAUGGGCUACAGAUACUUCCUGAUUGGCAAGGAUAUUUCAACUAUCCGACAGGCAAAGUCUUAGGCCUUGUUAACUGCGCGCAGAACAUUGGCGGAUUGAUUGGUCUUCCAAUAACCCCAUUUGCGUCAGACAACCUAGGCCGACGUCUGACGCUAAUCGUGGGCUCUAUCAUCAUGUUAGGCGGAGUUGCCUUGCAGUUUUCAUCAACUACAAUCCAGAUGUUCAUCGCUGCCAGAGUGCUGAUUGGAUUCGGCCUCACAUUCUGUCUGAACGCAGCACCGCUACUGCUUAUUGAACUUUGUUACCCAACUCAGAGAGGGAAAAUAACAUCGCUGUACAACACGACGUGGUACUUUGGGAGUAUCAUCGCUGCAUGGGUUUGUUUUGCCACUUUCAACCAACAAGAGGGAAGUAUGUGGACCUGGCGCAUACCGACGUUAGUCCAAGCGGCUGCCCCCAUUCUUCAAGUUUGUCUAGUUUGGUUCGUACCGGAAAGCCCGCGAUACCUGGUGUCUAAAGGUUAUGAAGGCCAAGCUGCUCGAGUUCUCACCAAGUAUCAUGCCAACGGUGGUAACGAGCACGACCCCCUUGUCGUCUUCGAGCUAGCGCAAAUCAGACAUGCAAUCAGAAUGGAACAGGAGAUCAACAAAAGCACUUCGUACUUUUCCCUAUUUGCUACUCCGGGAAACAGAAAACGCAUGAGAAUCAUUAUUGCUAUCGCUAUUUUUUCCCAGUGGAGCGGGAAUGGUCUCGUGUCUUACUACAUCAACCUUGUGCUGGAAGGUGUAGGCAUUACGAGCACAGAAACCAAAGCUGCUAUCAACGGGGGUCUGCAGAUCUUCAACCUUUUAGUCGGGUUGUCUUCGGCCAUGCUUAUUGAUUUGAUUGGUCGAAGAACAUUAUUCAUUGUAUCGAACUCGGGGAUGUUGAUAGCCUUUGGUCUGUGGACCGUUACGGAAGCACUUUUCAACGCCUUCCAUAAGACAUCUGCAGCUAAAGCGACGAUUCCGCUGAUCUUCCUCUAUUAUCUCUUCUACGACAUUGCGUACACCCCCAUGCUGGUUGCCUACACACUGGAAAUCCUUCCCUAUAAAAUCCGGGCAAAAGGUUUCGCAAUGAUGAACUUCACCGUAUAUGUAACCACCAUUUUUAAUCAGUUCGCCAAUCCUAUCGCCAUUGAAAGACUCGGAUGGUGGUACUAUAUCGUGUACUGCGGUGUCUUGAUAAUCGAACUGGUAUUUGUUGUUUCAUUCAUCGUUGAGACAAGAGGGCGAACGCUGGAGGAAACAGCUGCACUUUUUGAUGGGGAACAGCCCCAACAGGAUUUGGCUAUCACUGGAGGCGAAGCAGCCACAAUGAAUAUAACAACGGGUAGAGGAAAUAUAAUGUCGCAGCGAUCCGUUCAGGUGGUGGUCGUUCAAGAAAUUCACACCACUGUGAGCACUCACAGUAGAGUUGAAAGUAAAAGCAGUAUGUCCUUGGACGUGUACGAGUUGAAUACUUUGAAGCGAAACGCUUCUCCAAGUUCGUAG